Molecule: messenger RNA, 807 nt
Organism: Effrenium voratum
Lineage: Eukaryota; Dinophyceae; Suessiales; Symbiodiniaceae
Source: the annotation of a GenBank genome assembly
AUGUGGCCCCUGGGCUUCGUUGCUGGGGAGCGCUACGGGUUCCGCGUGCCAGUGCGGGUGCCGCAGUGGCCCAGCACAGGCUUUGACUUGUUCUUGGAGCUGGGCUACUGGAACCAAAGCGUCGGAAGCGGGCUGAGACCCUUCGCGGUCGUGCUACCUGGGCCCACGCCGAGCAUGAUCCGCACGCCCUUGGUGGACUACCUCACCGGCCGCGUGAGCGAGGAGCAGGCGGUGAGGGUGCGGCUCACAACGACCUCGCCGAUCUUCAGCGGCGGCGGCUUCGUGUUCCAGGGUGGCGUUGCCACCCGCAGACUCCAGUGCACUUGCCAGAGUGUCCAAGUUGGCUGGAGCUGCGCUGUGGGGCAGCGGCCGACUGGAGAGCUCUUGGUCACUGUGGUGGUGGACAGGGCUUUGCCGGGCACACACUCCGUCCUCUUGGCGUGCAGCAACCCGCCCAAUGCCUAUGCCGCAGGGAGUUGGACGAUCGGCAGCUACCAAGAUCCGUUGAACUACCCGGAUGCCACGCAGGUGGAUGCACCAGCCACAGCCGCCGGAUUUCCCAUGCAGGCUUCCUUGGAGUACUUUGAGCGCCUGCCUCGCAACGACACCUACGGCUUUGAUCCCCGGCCUUUGAGGAACAGCUCCACGCUCCUGGCCUUCCGCCUCCCGCAGCCUGCCUCGCUGGUGCGGCUCCGGGCACCGGAGGGCAGCCGGUUCCAGAUCCGCUGCCUGGAUCAGAUCUUUACGGACUUGAGCCAGGUCUUCCCAGAGGCGGUGCCACAGGCGUGGGGCGGGGUCAGCGGGUGA